AUGCAGGAGAGCUACGAGAGUGUCAUCUCCCUGGCCGAAGAAAUCGCCAUCAGUUGGCCGCGGAUCACCGCCUUCGCCGAAUCCCACCGCAGGAGGGGCCUGGUGGCCGAUGGUGGGUUGUUGAGUGAGAAUGAAGAGGAAGAGCCACCACCGGGUGAGCUGGAGAAAGUGGAUGCUGAGGGGACGCCAGUGGGAAAGCCCAAGGGACCAAACCCCACCGGCACGGAGGGGCCCAAGCCUGGGGAUGGUCCCCAAAAACUGGAGAACCAGCCCAGGAAGCCGUCGGGCAAGCGACAGGGGAAAUCGGGCCACCGGGCCUUCAAGAAGUUCGCCCCGCGGAGCUUGCUGGGCCACGGCCGAUGCCACGACUGCGGCAAAGCGCUGGCUUUCGGGGCGGCCUUCAACAAACGCCGGCGAGGCACCGAACGGCCCCAUAAAUGCCCCGAGUGCGGGAAAUGCUUUCGGCUGAGCUCGACCCUCAUCACCCACCAACGUCGGCAUGCUGACGAGAAGCCCUACAAGUGCCCCGACUGUGGUAAGACCUUCAGUGUCGGCUCGGCCUUCAUCCAACACCAGCGGGCGCAUGCCGGCGCCGGCGCCACCACGGCGCCUUGCCAAUGUGGUGUCUGUGGGAAGACGUUCCCAGCCAGCACCAGUUUGGUGAAGCACCAGAAGUUACACCUGGAGGAAAAACCCUACAAAUGUGGUGACUGUGGGAAGGGCUUCAACUGGAAUUCCCAUCUGGAGCGGCAUCGCCGGAUCCACACCGGCGAAAAGCCCUAUGCCUGCCCCGAGUGUGGGAAGAGCUUCAGCUGGAGCUCCCACCUCGACCGGCAUCGCCGGACCCACGCUGUCGCCGGCGAACCCCCCUUGCAGUGCGGCGACUGUGGGAAGGGCUUUGCCAAGAGCGCGGCGUUGGCCAAGCACCGGCGUGCCCACGCCGACGAGAAGCCCUACAAGUGUGGGGAGUGCGGGAAGGGUUUCGGGUUGAACGCCGCGUUGAUGCAGCACCAACGGAGCCACGCCGCCAGCAAGCCCUAUCAGUGCGGCGACUGCGGCAAGAGCUUCGCCUGGAGCUCCCAUCUCGACCGGCACCGCCGCAUCCACAUGGGCGAGAAGCCCUACCGCUGUGGUGACUGUGGCAAGAGCUUCUCCCAGAGCUCCCACCUGGAGAGGCACCGAUGCAUCCAUGCCAGUGCUGAGCAGCCCUGUCAAUGCACCGACUGUGGCAAGAGCUUCUUGGCCUCCAACAAGCGCCAGCAGCUGCUGAGUGGUGCCAGCGAGAGACCCUCAAAGUGCACCGACUGUGGCAAGAGCUUCCUAUGGGGCGCUCGCACUCGACCGGCGCUGGAGAGGACCCAUAAAUGCAGCGAGUGUGGGAAGAACUUCGCUUACCGGGCAGAGAACGUCAAGCACCAAGGGACACAGACCGGGGAGAAGCCCUACACCUGCCCAGAGUGCGGCAAGAGCUUCGCGCAGAAUUCGGCGUUGGUGAAACAUCGCCGGAUGCACACCGGCGAGAAGCCCUACAAGUGUGGGGACUGUGGCAAGAGCUUUAGCGUUCGCUCCAACCUCAUCAAACACCAGCGGACCCACCUUGGCGAGAAGCCCUACAAGUGUCCUGACUGCAGCAAGGGCUUCAUCCAGAAAUCGGACCUCACCAAG
This is a messenger RNA of Merops nubicus (carmine bee-eater), 1665 nucleotides long. Its product is annotated as zinc finger protein 665-like. Gene Ontology annotation, molecular function: DNA-binding transcription factor activity, RNA polymerase II-specific; RNA polymerase II cis-regulatory region sequence-specific DNA binding. The transcript is spliced from 4 exons. The record is from RefSeq and is a predicted model, not a curated record. Lineage: Eukaryota; Metazoa; Chordata; Aves; Coraciiformes; Meropidae. The annotation marks the transcript as partial. Gene Ontology annotation, biological process: regulation of transcription by RNA polymerase II.